AUGUCGCAGACAAUUACAUCUCUAGAUCCGAAUUGUGUUAUUGUAUUCAAUAAAACUUCGAGUGCAAACGAGAAGAGUUUGAAUGUCGAAUUCAAACGUUUGAAUAUACAUUCUAUUAUCGAACCUGGCCAUGAUCUGCAAACAAGCUAUGCGUUUAUUAGAAUCCAUCAGGAUAAUGCGAAACCGCUUUUUUCAUUUUUGCAGAAUCUGGACUUCAUUGAAUCCAUCAUACCAUAUCAUGAUACUGAAUUGUCCGAUGAUUUGCAUAAACUGAUUUCUAUCAGCAAAUCAAAAAUACUGGAGGCUCCAAAACAGUAUGAGUUGUACAACCUAUCGAAUUUGACCAAUAAUCCCAAACAAUCCUUAUAUUUUGCAUUCUUACAGAACUAUAUAAAAUGGUUGAUUCCCUUCUCCUUUUUUGGAUUAUCAAUUAGAUUUUUAUCUAAUUUUACGUAUGAAUUCAAUUCCACAUACUCGCUGUUCGCCAUCCUAUGGACAUUGUCAUUUACAGCCUUUUGGCUUUAUAAAUAUGAACCAUUUUGGUCUGAUAGACUGAGUAAAUACUCAUCAUUUUCUACCAUUGAGUUUCUUCAAGAUAAACAGAAAGCCCAAAAAAAAGCUAGUUCGGUUAUCAUGUUGAAGAAAUGUUGUUUUAUUCCUGUGGCUUUGUUGUUUGGCGCAAUAUUACUAUCAUUCCAGCUAUAUUGUUUUGCGUUGGAAAUUUUCAUCAAGCAAAUUUAUAACGGCCCAAUGAUUUCCAUCUUGUCUUUUUUGCCUACUAUACUUAUUUGCACGUUUACUCCGGUUUUAACUGUGAUUUACAACAAAUAUUUCGUAGAACCAAUGACAAAGUGGGAAAAUCAUAGCAGUGUUGUGAAUGCAAAGAAAUCUAAAGAAGCUAAGAACUUUGUUAUUAUUUUUCUAUCCAGUUACGUUCCCCUAUUAAUUACACUAUUUCUUUAUCUGCCAAUGGGGCAUUUGUUGACCGCAGAAAUAAGAACUAAGGUUUUCAAUGCCUUUUCAAUAUUGGCCCGUUUACCUACCCAUGAUUCAGAUUUUAUUAUUGAUACAAAGCGCUAUGAAGAUCAAUUUUUCUACUUUAUUGUUAUCAACCAACUGAUUCAAUUUAGCAUGGAAAACUUUGUUCCAAGCCUUGUUAGCAUUGCUCAGCAGAAAAUUAAUGGACCAAAUCCUAACUUUGUCAAAGCUGAGAGUGAAAUCGGUAAAGCUCAACUCAGCUCAUCAGAUAUGAAAAUUUGGUCAAAGGUUAAGUCGUACCAAACAGACCCCUGGGGAGCAACAUUUGAUUUGGACGCCAACUUCAAAAAGCUUCUUCUACAAUUCGGGUAUCUUGUUAUGUUUUCUACAAUUUGGCCACUAGCUCCAUUUAUCUGUUUGAUAGUCAAUUUGAUUGUUUACCAAGUCGAUUUGAGGAAAGCUGUGCUUUAUAGUAAACCUGAGUAUUUUCCAUUUCCAAUCUACGAUAAGCCAUCCUCUGUGUCUAAUACCCAAAAACUGACGGUUGGUCUAUGGAACUCUGUCUUAGUUAUGUUCUCCAUCUUAGGUUGUGUUAUCACUGCUACUUUGACCUAUAUGUACCAGAGCUGUAAUAUACCAGGUGUCGGCGCUCAUACUUCCAUCCAUACGAAUAAAGCUUGGUACCUAGCAAAUCCAAUAAACCACUCGUGGAUAAAUAUUGUACUAUAUGCUGUUUUUAUUGAGCAUGUUAGUGUUGCUAUUUUCUUCCUUUUCUCUAGUAUUUUGAAAUCUUCCCAUGAUGACGUUGCAAAUGGCAUUGUGCCAAAGCAUGUAGUUAACGUGCAAAACCCACCAAAACAAGAAGUCUUUGAAAAAAUUCCCUCCCCUGAAUUUAAUUCGAAUAACGAAAAAGAACUAGUUCAAAGAAAAGGGUCUGCGAAUGAGAAGUUGCACCAAGAACUCGGUGAGAAACAGCCUGCCUCUUCUGCCAAUGGAUAUGAGGCACAUGCUGCCACUCAUGCCAACAAUGAUCCGUCUUCUUUAUCCUCAGCCUCCUCGCCUUCAUUAUCUUCUUCUUCUUCUAGCAGCAAAACCGGUGUAGUCAAAGCUGUUGAUAACGAUACAGCCGGAUCUGCUGGUAAAAAGCCAUUGGCCACAGAAAGUACUGAAAAAAGAAAUUCUUUGGUGAAGGUGCCUACCGUUGGCUCAUAUGGUGUUGCGGGCGCCACUUUACCAGAAACAAUUCCAACAUCUAAAAAUUACUACUUAAGGUUUGAUGAGGACGGUAAAUCCAUUAGGGAUGCGAAAUCCAGUGCAGAAUCUUCCAACGCCACCAAUAACAACACCUUAGGCACGGAAAGUAAGCUUUUGCCAGAUGGUGACGCCGUUGAUGCACUAAGUAGAAAAAUUGAUCAAAUACCCAAAAUUGCUGUUACUGGUGGCGAAAAUAACGAAAAUACCCAGGCCAAAGACGAUGCUGCCACUAAGACUCCACUCAUUAAAGAUGCAAAUAUUAAGCCUGUUGUCAACGCAGCUGUUAACGAUAACCAAUCGAAGGUUUCAGUGGCUACUGAACAAACAAAAAAGACUGAAGUAAGCACGAAAAAUGGCCCAUCAAGAUCUAUUUCCACGAAGGAAACUAAGGAUUCUGCGAGACCAUCUAAUAACAAUACUACUACUACUACUACUACAGAUGCUACUCAGCCCCACCAUCAUCAUCACCACCACCGCCAUCGUGAUGCUGGAGUGAAGAAUGUCACGAACAAUUCUAAGACAACCGAAUCCUCUUCCUCUUCAUCGGCGGCAAAGGAAAAACCAAAACAUAAAAAGGGGCUAUUGCAUAAGCUGAAAAAGAAGCUUUAA
Messenger RNA from Saccharomyces cerevisiae S288C, 2841 nucleotides. RefSeq names its product Ist2p (gene IST2). Gene Ontology annotation, biological process: plasma membrane phospholipid scrambling. Bases 1 to 2841 code for a protein of 946 amino acids. Gene Ontology annotation, cellular component: plasma membrane. The transcript has a single exon. The record is from RefSeq and is marked reviewed. Lineage: Eukaryota; Fungi; Ascomycota; Saccharomycetes; Saccharomycetales; Saccharomycetaceae.